UUUUAAAAUACCAUUCCUGUUGAAGCAUACGUCCAAUGUUGGUGCUAGACACUUGUCCAGCUUACUAAAGAAGAUGUCGCAGACCAUAGAUAAAAAAUAUCUUUUCCUAUGAUGUAUACAUUAUUGUAAUUGAAUUUAGUGGUUUUGUUUGUAGGAAAUAAGUGAAAUCUAAAUUUUGCGAAUUAAAAAAACGGGAUGAAAACCGAACAUUUGGUAACUACUAAUGAUCCCAUAUGGGCAAAUAGCGUUGAAUUUUUGUCGUCCGAUGAUGGUCUUCCAGUUAUAGGAAGCUGCCAAGUGUCUUCGAUCCUACAAAAUUUAGAUAGUGCUAAUGUUGAAUCAAACCCACAAAAUACAGAGUUAAUUAUAUUGAAUGGAAAUGAUUAUAAGAUCCCAUUGGUAGAUGCACCAGUGGACUCACAUAAUAACUAUAUUGUGCUGAAAGAAUCAUUAUCAAGUGAAACAUGUAACAAACAGAACGCAUCAGCUAAACAAUUUGAUGGAGAUUUAUUUGAAGAUAUGCUUUACUUUGUCUGUAAUUUGUGUCCAUUUUUAUGUACUAAGGAUACAAAAAUUACUGAACAUUUAGAAACAGCCCAUAAAAAUAAAACAGUCACUAAUAAAUUGAUUCAGUUAAAGUGUCCAGCAUGUGCUAAUAAUUUUUACCAUCGAUCAUCAUUAAAAUCUCACUUGCUUCAUGAUCAUUAUGUUAGCAAUAGUGAUUUAAACCUAAUAGUACAAGCUGUUAUGUAUUAUUCCAACAAAGACAAUAAAAAGCAUUUUAAGAACCACAAAAUCUCUUUAAGAUAUGUAGGGAAACUUGAACCACCUAAAUUACAUAACCAGUCCAUUCAGGAGGAUGAAUACUCAGAUCCAGAACAUUUUGAGGCACAAUUUUCCAAAGAAGUUUCAAAUGGUGCCGUUCCAUGUCCAAAAGUAACCCUUCCACAGAUCAAUGUAACAACAACUAAUACUGAAAAAUUAUUUAAAGGCACUGUGAGAAAAACUGAUAUAGUUGCAAAACCAGUCCCUUCAAAAAAAUGUAUAAUUCCUUUAUGCAAAGUUAGACUGAAUGAUGUAACAAAGCUUAACAUACAUAUAGGCUGCCACACUGACAGUGGUUUUAAAUGUUUGGAGUGUAAUGAAAAAUUUAUGAUGUGGAAACCUUUGAGUUCACAUUUAUGGAGGGUGCACAAGAUAGACAUGGAAUUGUAUUCCUGUGAUAAAUGUGAUUAUAAAACGUACAGUUUGUCAAAAAUGAAUAAUGUUCAUAAACUUAUUCAUGGAGAUGUAAAAGCUUUUUUGUGUGAUAUUUGUAAUAAAGCGUUCAAAAAUCUUAAACAAUUACGCAAUCAUAAAGUGGUACAUAAGGACAAAGUAGACAAAGUUGAAUGUGAAAUUUGUUCAAAAUGUUUCUCUGAUAAAAGAACACUUAAAAGUCAUAUGGAUAGUGUUCAUAAAAGAAUAAAACCAUAUUUAUGUAACUAUUGUGGAUAUAAGGGAUCUUCAAGAGCUUCACUGAGAAUGCAUAUUAGAUUACACACUGGAGAAAAACCAUUUUCCUGCAGUUUAUGUUCAUAUAGUACUGCAGAUCACAAUUCAUUACGGAGACACAAAUUAAGGCAUACGGGACAAAAACCCUAUAAAUGUAUUUUUUGUCCAUAUGCAUGUAUUCAGACGAACACUUACAAGAUGCAUUUAAAAACCAAACAUCCUGGCAUGGAAAAAGAUUUGAUGUUUACUUGCAGUCUUUGCCAGUUCAGAACAGUUAAUAAAGAAAUGUACAGUGCGCAUUUUAGUGCAGCUCAUAAACAGACUUCUUCCUCUGAUUUAUAAAUAUGUAAGUAAAUUUACAAUGUACAUAUGUAUUUGUAUUCAUAGAGCUAUUUAUAUUUUAAGUGAUACCAUUGAUUUUUAUAUGACAGUUGAAAAUGGGGUUAAUUUGGAUCUAUAUUUUAUUGCCGCAUGGGGUAUUUUAUAAAAAAUUUGAAAUAUUUUAUAUUUUUUUUUGUAAUCAGUUAAGUUUUAUGUCAGUUUUGUCAUUUAUACAUAUAUAUUAUUUUCAAGUUUAA
Molecule: messenger RNA, 2072 nt
Organism: Cylas formicarius (sweet potato weevil)
Lineage: Eukaryota; Metazoa; Arthropoda; Insecta; Coleoptera; Brentidae
Product: zinc finger protein ZFP2-like
Exons: 5
Coding region: 196-1836 (546 amino acids)
Biological process (GO): regulation of DNA-templated transcription
Molecular function (GO): DNA-binding transcription factor activity, RNA polymerase II-specific; RNA polymerase II cis-regulatory region sequence-specific DNA binding
Source: RefSeq, a predicted model, not a curated record